Molecule: messenger RNA, 2420 nt
Organism: Candoia aspera
Lineage: Eukaryota; Metazoa; Chordata; Lepidosauria; Squamata; Candoiidae
Gene: AMACR
Product: alpha-methylacyl-CoA racemase
Exons: 5
Coding region: 54-1205 (383 amino acids)
Biological process (GO): bile acid metabolic process
Cellular component (GO): mitochondrion
Molecular function (GO): alpha-methylacyl-CoA racemase activity
Source: RefSeq, a predicted model, not a curated record
CCAGCCAGCGUCGGCCUCCGCCCGGCCUUCGCCGCCUCGGUGUUCCGUCCGCGAUGGCGCUGCAGGGCGUGCGGGUGCUGGAGAUGGCAGGCCUGGCGCCGGCGCCUCUGUGCGGCCUGAUUCUGGCCGACUUCGGGGCGCAGGUGGUGCGGGUGGACCGCCGGCCCCGCCGGCCCCUGGCCUCGGACGUACAAAGCCGCGGGAAGCGCUCGCUGGCGCUGGAUCUGAAGCAGCCCCAGGGCGCCUCCACGCUGCGCAGGCUGUGCCAACGAGCGGACGUGCUGGUGGACCCCUUCCGACCAGGUGUCAUGGAAAAACUUGGUCUUGGUCCAGCUAUCCUCCUUCAGGAUAAUCCCAGACUCAUCUAUGCCAGGUUGACAGGAUUUGGCCAGUCAGGAAAAUAUGUCAAAUUGGCUGGCCAUGAUAUCAACUAUCUGGCAGUGUCAGGUGUGUUGUCUAAACUUGGCAGAAAAAAUGAAAAUCCUUAUGCUCCUGUCAAUCUUCUGGCUGAUUUUGCUGGCGGAGGAGUUGUAUGCGCAAUGGGUAUCAUCAUGGCCUUGUUUGAACGUACAAAAUCUGGGAAGGGUCAGGUCAUUGAUGCAAGCAUGGUAGAAGGGGCAGCGUAUCUAAGUUCUUUUCUGUGGAAAUCUCAAAACUCAGGCCUCUGGAACGGAGCACGUGGGGAGAACCUGCUGGACAGCGGAGCCCCUUUUUAUGAAACAUACGAGACCUCAGAUGGGAAAUUCAUGGCGGUUGGUGCACUGGAACCUCAUUUUUAUGAGCAGUUCAUCAGAGGUUUGGGACUGGAUCUUCAUAAACUUCCCAGUCAGAUGAGUUUCUCUGACUGGCCUGAAAUGAAGAAGAUGUUUGCAGAUGUAUUCAGAAAGAAAUCCCAAGCAGAAUGGUGUGAAGUCUUUGAUGGCAUAGAUGCCUGUGUGACCCCAGUGUUGACUUUUGAUGAAGUUGCCUUGCACCCACAUAACAAACAGCGUGGUUCUUUUCUUAAAAAUGAUCAGGAGGAGAUAAGUCCUAGACCAUCCCCCCUUCUGUCCAGAACUCCAGCUACACCUUCGUUCAAGAGGGAUCCUUUGAUAGGAGAACACACUGAAGAGGUUCUCCUGGAGCAUGGUUUUUCCAAGGAAGAGAUUUCACAGCUCUGUUCCCUCCAAGUAAUUGAAUUAAAUCACCCUAAAGCGAACUUGUAAUAUGAAACUCUGCGAAUCAAGGGUCUUUCUUGGGCUAAACACAUUAUUUCUUCUAGCAGGAUAUGUCCAGUUUCAUCUAAACCUUCUGAAUUUGCAUUCAUAGUUUGCCAUGCCUUCUAAACAACCCUUUUAAAAUGAACUGAAUUUCUACAAAUAGUUAGGAUUUGUAAUCUCUUAGUAAUGACUGAACAAUCGUGUUAAUAAAAUGUGCUAUUGUGGUGGCAAAAUCUCACUGUAAGAAAUAAGUCAGUGAUUUCAGAGGUCCAAACUCACAACUCAGGGAGUUGAUUUGAAACACAGAAAGAUUUGCACACACAUUUAUUUUAACUCUUCAUGAGGGUUAAACAAGAAUAGACUUGGAAUAUCUGCAGAACAAACAGGUAUAGUGUAAUUGUUGCGUAGUACAAAACAGAAACCAGAAUUUCUGGUUGGCUGGGGGAUUCUGAGAGUUGAAGUCCACACCUUAGAGUUGCUAAGGUUGAGAAACACUGCUAAAGGAGAACACUAUCCUUUCCUCUCCCCCUUGCUUUCCAAUUGCCAGGGGUUGCUGGGUUUCCCAUAGCCCUUGAACUGAGGGGAGAAACACCCAGCCCGUCUUCCAACCAGACACCCAUCACCACUGUAACUCGGUCCAUCCACCUUGCUGCUGGUCGUCCACUUCUCUUUCCUUCCACCUCUCCCAGCAUGACAGCCUUCUCCAGAGAGCUGGGUCUUCGCAUAAUGUGUCCAAAAUUGGUUUUGAUACUGUGUUUCCACUUGCUACUUGGCUGAGUCACUUUUUUCUUUUCUUUUUCAAAGGCCAUUACUCUGCUCCAGUUAUGUGCUAGAUGUAUAGUGCUUUGAAAGGGAAAAGGUGCUUCAGAGCAAGCACAGAUGUUCCCAUCAGAUUGGGGCAGUCCAUAAAAACUGCUAAUAAAUAAGCUGCAUGACUCAGCCAGCUUGCUUCAAUUCUGGGAGUUGAAGUCCACACACCUUCAAGCUGCCAAGGCUGAGAAACACUGGUUUAAGGAGUUGCCAACAAGUGCUGUAUGUAUUCCCAUGCACCCAUUCUCCUUUGGAGCCAAAGUAUUGCACAGCCCUGUAAUGUUCUACUUUAGAAAUCUGUCCGUAAGAGUGUGUGUGUGUGUGUGUGUUUUAAUCAAUGAAAUCUUAUUUUGAUUAACAAUCAGGAAAUUACAAAAACAUAAUUAAAAAGGAAAAAUGAAAACACUUCAA